AAUAAUAACAAAAACAAAUAGCUAGCCUCGGAAAACAACAUAAUUCUCAAACGAUGAUGCGGUGAGUGUGCCAAAAGCAGAGUUGUCGUCAGAUCGGCAGGCGACCAAUAGUCAUCUCUCGUCCAACGGCGCGGUCACAACAGUUCUAACGGGACAUCUAUCUCUGGAGGUACUCCAGUACAACCAAACCAAUCUAGUCGUAGAUUUAAGGAUAAUAGUUUAAGUAAAAUCGUAUACCAAAUCGAAAAUGUCCAUGACAUCGCUGGGUAUCAGUACCGGUUUCAUGAUCGGCUACUGUGCGCUUGCCCAAACAGCACGACGUCUCGCCAAGCGUUUUGUCGAUCGCGAAGGCAUAGUGCCAGUGCUCGUCAAUGAAGCGAUCGCUGCCGCUGAAUUGUGUGCUUGCUGCUUCGAGUUAAUUAUUGUGGCUGACAACUUCGGCGUUGCUGCUUACGCAAUCUUUCUAUUUAUGUUAACCGUUUGGUGGGGCAAGGUAUGGGGUGAUGCUUCCGCGUGCCCAUACACACAUAUGGAAGACUUGGUGGAAGGCAAGACAUCGUUCAAGGAAGUAGCAUUGCGUACAUGGGCCGAAUUAAUGGGUGGUUGCUGUGUUUAUCGCAUUGUUCAGGUUUUCUGGUGGUUCGAAUUUGCCGAAACACAUAAGGGACGUGCCUUUGAGGAGUGCAAUGCGGAUUUACAGGUACACCCCUAUCUGGGCGCCGCUAUCGAAGGAUUCGCCACACUACUUUGCCGUCUCGCCUCGAAAGCGCUCAGCGAGAAAGAUCCGAAAUUCUGCAGCUUUAUUGAUUCGUUCAUCGGCACCAGUUUAGUGGUAGCAGCGUUCAACUACUCAGGUGGCUACUUCAAUCCUGUGCUGGCAACCGCACUCAAAUGGGGCUGCCGUGGACACACCAAUGUGGAGCACAUAAUUGUCUAUUGGAUUGGUGCAUGCGUUGGCGCGCUGUUGUCGGUGCCGAUAUAUAGGCUACCAGUGGUGAGGCGAUACUUGGUGGGUGAACGUAAGGAAAAGGAGGAGUAA
This is a messenger RNA of Zeugodacus cucurbitae (melon fly), 1039 nucleotides long. It is a transcript of the gene AQP, whose product is annotated as aquaporin-11. Bases 248 to 1039 code for a protein of 263 amino acids. The transcript has 5 exons. The record is from RefSeq and is a predicted model, not a curated record. Gene Ontology annotation, cellular component: cytoplasm. Gene Ontology annotation, molecular function: channel activity. NCBI's taxonomy places the organism in Eukaryota, Metazoa, Arthropoda, Insecta, Diptera, Tephritidae.